GCAUAGCACAGUGCUAGACGCGCGGCCAGAGCUAACCCCACAGCGUCACUCCUGCAGUUACCGUGAAGCCAAUGACAGGAUCUGCUCACCACCCUUCAUGGAGCUCACGAGCCUGAGUGGAGACGACACUAUGAGGCUCCUGGAGCAGAACGGCCUGGCGUUCCCCUUCAUUUGCAAAACCAGAGUGGCUCAUGGCACCAACUCUCACGAGAUGGCCAUCGUGUUCAACCAGGAGGGCCUGAGUGCCAUCCAGCCACCCUGUGUGGUCCAGAACUUCAUCAACCACAACGCCGUCCUGUACAAGGUGUUUGUGGUGGGCGAAUCCUACACUGUCGUCCAGAGGCCCUCUCUGAAGAACUUCUCUGCGGGCACGUCAGACCGGGAGUCCAUCUUCUUCAAUAGCCACAACGUGUCGAAGCCGGAGUCCUCAUCGGUCCUGACCGCGGCUGUUCUCACCAACAGCAUCCACUUUAGGCCCCUGCCCCUGGGCCUUACUCCCCCCUUCCUGUACUGGGGGCAUGCACUUGCCUAUCACCUCCUGCCCACCCCCCCCACCCCCCCGGGCCGCCUGUUCAUGUCUCGUGUCUGGUUCCUCUGA
Messenger RNA from Leptonychotes weddellii (Weddell seal), 598 nucleotides. The record is from RefSeq and is a predicted model, not a curated record. NCBI's taxonomy places the organism in Eukaryota, Metazoa, Chordata, Mammalia, Carnivora, Phocidae.